Molecule: messenger RNA, 941 nt
Organism: Malaya genurostris
Lineage: Eukaryota; Metazoa; Arthropoda; Insecta; Diptera; Culicidae
Gene: Dtwd2
Product: tRNA-uridine aminocarboxypropyltransferase 2
Exons: 3
Coding region: 105-905 (266 amino acids)
Source: RefSeq, a predicted model, not a curated record
UACACCGCGUGAUUGGAUUGUGUGAUAAACAUAAACAUUUGGUCUAUAAUCCGCAUUUAGCACCUCAGCUCAUAAACUUACUCCCGAGGAAACAGAAGAAAACGAUGACCGAAACUAAAUCGUUUAGCGUAGAUGCCGUUUGGAGUGAUUUAGCAAACAUUAAAGCCGACCCACCGAAAAUGCGGAACAUCUGCGAGCAAUGCGGAAGACCGGUGCCGGUUUGUUGGUGCUCUUCCCUUCCCGCUAACCCGAUGAAUCCCACAAGUCGAAUAGUACUGCUUCAACAUCCGGCAGAAGAAAAACGUAGCCUACGGACGGCACCGAUGCUGUCACUCGGAUUGGCUGCCGGGAAAUGUCUGAUCUAUAAAGGCAAAAAGUUCCCUAAAUUCGACGCCGAGUUGGAAUCGAUUCUGACCGACAAGAAAUCUCUCUUGCUUUUCCCUAGUGCGGCAUCGAUUCCUAUCGAACAGCUCGAUCACAGCGAUGGACCCUUCAAUUUAGUGCUGAUCGAUGGCACUUGGCCACAGGCCAAAGCAAUCUACACCAGCUCGACGCUUUUGCACGGGAUGCGUCAGGUCAAACUGGUUAGUAGCGGCAAUAGUAACUACCUGAUCCGAACCCAGCCGACCGACGGUUGCCUUAGCACGCUGGAAACGGCCAUCGAAGCACUAAGCAUCCUGGAACGGGACGAUUCGUACCGGGAACAGCUGUUGCGACCACUGAACAUGCUGUGUCAGUUCCAGCUUGACAACGGUGCUGUGACACACCAGUCCAAAGAGUUCCUCAUCAAGCACAACCAAUACCCGAAACUGAUCGGGCGAAGACUAAACAAACUACUCCGAAACGCGGACAAUUUGAAGGAAACGAAAAAUCCUAACGGACACAGGGACGAAGAAAGACAUUAAUGUUACGUUUUAAGUUUUUAUUGUUUAUUAUCUCUU